This is a messenger RNA of Baudoinia panamericana UAMH 10762, 2223 nucleotides long. RefSeq lists its product as uncharacterized. Gene Ontology annotation, molecular function: nucleic acid binding. The transcript has 3 exons. Bases 1 to 2223 code for a protein of 740 amino acids. The record is from RefSeq and is a predicted model, not a curated record. NCBI's taxonomy places the organism in Eukaryota, Fungi, Ascomycota, Dothideomycetes, Mycosphaerellales, Teratosphaeriaceae.
AUGGACUAUACACCGGCAUACAACACGUCACCAUCAUCCCUCUAUCCGUCCUACUUGGGCCUCAAGGCCAAGCGCAACUCGGUCGGCGAGGUCGGCGACAACGGCAAGCUGUCGCGCGGUCACCCUACAAACACGCCAAUGCCGCCGACGAGCGUCAACACGGGCUCAGACGCGCGCUACAUGCCGCCGCAGAAGCGCGUUAUGCACUUUGGCGAGGUUCAGUCGGAGAUCUAUCGCACUCCGUCAGCGAUGAGCAAUGACUCCUUGGUCAGUCAGGCUCAUGACCUUGAUGGGGGUGUGAGCCUCAAUCAGCACUACGGGAGCGAGAGCAAGUUCGCAGGCAGCGCCGGCGCGCCUCGCGCUGGCACUGGCAACCAGAUGGCCAGCAGUUAUUAUUUCCACGGGCAAUGUGAUCGUGUUCCAGCUUCGAUUGCAGAGUACGGUCGUGGAGCGAUGACGGGUAUGUAUGAGCCACUAGCGGCAUGGAACAGCCACGGUGUAUCACAAACCAACGGCAGAGUCGGUGGCGACUUCGGCGCUCCAUUCGUCAGCUAUGCCUACCACAACAUGCACUCACGGACCCCGUCCUUCCUCAAUCAAGGCAGUGUCGGCUUGCCACAAACCGAUCUGCGCAUGCCCAGCUACGGUGCCAUUGGCAGUGCACCAAGGCAAGGCUUCAUCCUCUCCACUGCCGCUGCAAAUGGUUCGCUAACCAGACGCAGCAAGUCCGGAAGUCGUACAAAUGCCAGCAUGCUUGCCGAUAUUGUCCGCUCCGGUGCAUGCGAUUUUGUCGACGAGCUAGACGGCAUUGAUCCGAUCACCGGCUACCGCCCUCGCUGUCCUAAGCCCGAGAACCUUAAGUCGACCUACGUCUCCAUCACGUCUGCGCCCAUUAAGGCGCCACCAGCGCUUGCCGAUGCGACUCUGGAUCCGACCCAUCGCGGCAACCAGUCUGUCACCCUCCGCACCCAGAACGUCAAAGGCAACGCCGCUGCUUACGUCGAUGUGAAGGAUCAGCCGCUGCCAACCUUCUUCCCCCGCUUGUCGCAGGGAUACAAGCCAACCAUUGAGGAGUUCUUCUUCGUGAUGCCGGUCAUCGAGCCGUGCCGCAUCGGUGUCGCCAGCAACGCAGGCGUACUGCGUAUCAACAAUAUCCCCUUCGCAGCCACCCGCUCCGAGAUCAGUGCAAUGAUCGGUCGCAACGCCAAGAUCGUCAGCCAGCCGAUGGGCAGCCCAUACUUCGCUAUCCACAUCAUUAUGGAGCGCCACACCGGCAAGACCAUGGAUGCCUUCAUCGAGUUCUUCAGCCAGGCCGAAGCCGAGUGGGUUCAUGAUCAGUUCAACAAGCGCAUCAUUGCUGGCCGUCAUCCGCGUCUGGGUGACCGCCACGUUGACAUCGUGCUUAGCAGCCAGGAGGAGCUGAUGGCCGAGCUCUUCCCACGCGCCAAGUAUGUCGCUUGGGAUGGCGCCACCCCUCGCAUUACCGCCAACACCGACAUGUACUACCCAGGUAUUCAAUCGGCUGGCUUCUCCGCCUUCCUGUCUGUUGAGGAGGUCACCAUGACCAUCAAGCACGCGGAGACUCCGCAUCGGUCAGCGUUCGCCCAACGCGCGAUCAUCCGCGUGUAUGAGUCAUGGAUCUCCACCCUUCACAAGUUUCCGUGGUACGCUGUUGAUUGCAUUACUAUCAGCGAGCGAGACAUGAUCUUUUCCGCGACCAUGAGUAUCACCGACAGUCUGCUCGAGGAGCUCAACCGUAGUCGGGGCAAGAUCGACCCUUCCAAGCCGACCCCUGUCACCCUUCAAGAGCUCACCGUCGCCGUGCUUACUUGUCCAGGCUUUUCGGAGCAGCAGAAGUCCAAGUUCGUCCAGAAGAUGGGCCAGACAAGUUUCAACGGCUUCACCAACUCUCGUGGAAUGAACAUCGUAUUCGGUGGCGUUGCCCAGCUGGCUCGUUCUUGGCCAUUCAAGGUGCUUGCUAUCACACCGGGUGUCAAGCAGGAUAUGGUAACGUACUUCGCCAAUCUUCUCCGCGAUGCCACGACUCGUGGUCAGACGCUCUCACGUACCGAUCGCUUCACCAUGCGCAUGAUCGGCGCUGACGAUGCCGGGCCCUUUGGCGCCAUCACCUUCGAGUAUGGGAAUGCGAAGACGCUGGCGGACGUGGCUAAGGUGGAACUGGGUGUGAUUGACACGUUGUUAAGCCGCGUUCUUCCGGCUUGA